AUUUAAUUUCUAUUAUAUUUUUUAUAGAAUAUUUAAAAAAAGUUGAAAUCGACAGUACAAGAAAAAUAUUCCGAUUUUCGAGGGAAAUCUUCAUUUCUUUGGAUUGUCCAGUCGAAUAGUUUAAUCAAAUGACAAGAUAAGAGUCAUCACAGAGUUCGAUCUGAAUCGAAAUCUAAUCAGUUGAAGAAUAAAUAUUAAAUAUCGAUUUUCUAUCUCAAUUUAUCAUUCUCACGUUUAUUUCCUACGUUUUUCAUAACAAUUCGAGGGAUAUCAGCACCUCAUGAUCUUGAGACGUUUUUUUUCACUCUCCGAGGUAAAAGAAGUGAUACAUCCUGCUCGUAUCGCUCAUGAGAUUAUUUGUAAACUAUUACCAAUGACCUGGCAAUUGUACGCGAGCUGAGAACAGACAUAUGAUAAGUUCAUUAUGUAAAAGAAAUCUUUAGGUGGAGAUAGAUUGACGGACGACAGGACACCCUGAGAAUAUUAAAAAAACUGCAGAGGCCAAGAGCUGCAGUACAAGUAAUGACUGAGCAAUCAGUGACGAACUGUGGAUUAUGUGGUAUUUAUCCGAAAUGGCUGCAGAAACGAGCUACACCACACACAUUCAUCCUGGUGUAUGGGUUUCUUGGUCUGGUCCAGGCGAUGGCCUUUGUUUACAUGCUCGUCACACUAACUACAUUAGAAAAGCGCUUCAAAAUACCCAGUCAGACGACCGGAAUUAUUUUAUCUGGCAAUGAGAUCUCACAAAUUCUAUCCCUAAUCCUAAUGUACUACGGUGGUGCUGGACACCGUCCAAGAUGGCUGGCAGCUGGAGUUGGCUUUAGUGCUCUCUCCUGUCUCAUCCUAGCGAUUCCCCACCUGCUCUAUGGUCCUGGCAAGGCUGCACUUGCCCUCACACAGGAGCAUUUAGACAAGAAUCUUCCACAAAAUGUCACCAUUUCGACCGAGUACCUCUCCCUCUGCCCUGGAGAGAGGGAGCCUGAAGAGUGCGACGAAGACGACAUGGGAGACGCUGGAAUCACUCCCAGAAUUCUCGUCUUUCUGUCUCAAUUUGUAUUAGGCAUUGGGACCACUUUAUAUUUUGGACUUGGACAGACUUAUCUGGAUGACAAUACGAAGAAAUCUAGCACUCCGAUGCUUCUAGGUAUCACAUUUGCACUUCGAACAACAGGACCAGCACUUGGUUUUAUCCUGGCAUACGUAUGCAUGAAAUUGUACAUAGUUCCAAAUCUUCACCCAGUGAUAAAUGACAAGGAUCCAAGAUGGCUGGGUGCUUGGUGGCUUGGCUGGAUUAUCCUGGGCAUUUUACUCGCAGUAUUUGCAUUAUUGAUUGCAAUGUUCCCCAGGCAUCUCCCCAAGAAGCCGAAGAAAGAUAACAUGAAUAAUAAUAAGCCUGAAGGUGAAGUCCCGUUGAGAAUAACUGAUCGGGUCCAGGGCAUCGUCGAAGCUCCAAGAAUUAUCCAAACGGUGGAGAAAAUCGAAAUUCACACAACAACUGUCGAAGAGGAAGCGCAUGUUCCAACACUGAGCGAUUUUGGUGUCACUCUGAAAAGAGUCUUUUCGAACAAAAUCCUUUUGUGUAACAAUCUGAGUGCAGUGUUUAGUAUUUUUGGUUUUCUUCCUUACAUGACUUACAUGGCGAAAUACCUCGAGGUCCAAUUUAACACUUCCGCCGCGGGAGGCACCGUUAUAACAGGACCUAUUGCCCUGACUGGCAUGGUGCUAGGAUUCAUUGGUUCAGGCUUCUUCAUAAGCAAAAUGCGACCUAGACCAACCAGGCUGUUGAGUUGGAAUGUUGUGGGUGGAUUUGUUUGUGUUCUUGUUCAGAUUGUCUGGAUUUUCAACAGCUGUCCUGUUAUGCCCACUGAAGGGAUUGAUUCGACGUCUGCGACAAUGAACUUCACAACAGCUUGCAACAUCGGUUGCAACUGCGAGAGGGUGAAAUACUCACCAGUAUGUCACCGAACAUCCAUGAUAACAUACUUCUCAGCCUGUCACGCAGGUUGCACGAGUUCCAUAGACUCGCGAACCUUUGGUAACUGCAGCUGUGUGCCUGAUUACCUAGAGCUAAAUGAAACUCAGAGUUACUCAGUCACACCUCCAGAGAACACAGUGACGCUUGGGCCUUGCUUGGCCGACUGCGUGAAGACUCACAUGAUAUUCGCCAUUACGAGUAUGAUCAAUCAGUUUUUGCUGUCCACUGGCAAGAUUGGGAAUGUCCUUGUGAAUUAUCGGUGCGUCGAGAAGAGGGAUAAGAGUGUUGCUCAAGGGGUUACCCUGAUGUUUGUUUCUCUGUUUGCAUUGAUUCCCGGACCAAUUUUGUACGGAGCUAUUAUUGAUCAGACUUGUCUCAUAUGGGAAGACAGCUGUGGAAGCAAUGGAAACUGCUGGCACUAUGAUAAGGAUAAGUUUCGGUGGUCUCUCAAUGCUACUGCUAUGUGUUUCACAUUCCUUGGAGUUCUCUUUGACGUAUUCGUCUGCCACUUAGGCAAAGAUCUCGAUCUGUACGGCACUGAGGAAGAGGACCAGCGUAAAGUAUUCAUCCAAGAGGACACAGUGAUAACUCGCCAAACAAAAACAAUCAUUCUCAAGCCUGAAAAAAAGUUGUAACCCGCUUGCUAUCUCGCAAUGUAUUUUCCUCUCAAUAAAUCUCCAAAGUAACUCCUCGGAAAAAGAGCGGUAUGAAACAACAAACAAGCCAAAAAAUAAAAUUUUAAGUCUCAGUAUUA
This is a messenger RNA of Diachasma alloeum, 2729 nucleotides long. RefSeq names its product solute carrier organic anion transporter family member 4C1 (gene Oatp33Ea). Gene Ontology annotation, cellular component: membrane. NCBI's taxonomy places the organism in Eukaryota, Metazoa, Arthropoda, Insecta, Hymenoptera, Braconidae. The coding region runs from base 523 to 2610 and encodes 695 amino acids. Gene Ontology annotation, molecular function: protein binding. The transcript is spliced from 9 exons. Gene Ontology annotation, biological process: transmembrane transport; sodium-independent organic anion transport. The record is from RefSeq and is a predicted model, not a curated record.